GCUCGCUCGCGCUCUCCCUCUGUCCCCAGCGAAUGGGUACGGUUCUGGUCAGGGAAGCACACUCUGGCCAGACCAGAGGUGUGAGAUCUGUGCAGCCUCUGCACCCACUCCUCAGGGCGCCCCUCUGCACAGGUGGCACUCCGCGUGCCCUGUGGGGGCGGCAGCGAGCAGGACCGCAGGGACGCCCAGGCUGGGGGCUGUGGAACCCACGGAGCCCGGCUCAGCUAGGAGGAGGAGGAUGCUCUGCAUGCCCAGGAUCCUGUGGGCACUGACAUCCAGCACACUCAUGCCCAUUUCCUGUAAUGGACAAACUUGAUGCAAAUGUGAGUUCCAAUGAGGGUUUCGGGUCCGUGGAGAAGGUCGUGCUGCUAACAUUCCUCUCGGUGGUUAUCCUGAUGGCCAUCCUGGGCAACCUGCUGGUGAUGGUGGCUGUGUGCAGGGACAGGCAGCUCAGGAAAAUAAAAACCAAUUAUUUCAUUGUGUCUCUUGCCUUUGCCGAUCUGCUGGUGUCGGUGCUGGUAAUGCCUUUUGGUGCCAUUGAGCUGGUCCAAGACGUCUGGAUUUAUGGGGAGAUGUUUUGCCUGGUCCGGACCUCUCUGGAUGUCCUGCUCACCACAGCAUCGAUUUUUCACCUAUGCUGCAUUGCACUGGAUAGGUAUUAUGCCAUCUGCUGCCAACCUUUGGUUUACAGAAGCAAGAUGACCCCUGUCCGCAUUGCACUGAUGUUGGGAGGCUGCUGGGCCAUUCCCAUGCUUAUAUCUUUUCUCCCCAUAAUGCAAGGCUGGAACAACAUCGGCAUAGUUGAUGUGAUAGAAAAAAGGAAACUCAACCACAACUCUAACUCGACAUGCUGUGUCUUCAUGGUUAACAAGCCCUACGCCAUCACCUGCUCUGUUGUAGCCUUCUACAUUCCGUUUUUCCUCAUGGUGCUGGCCUAUUACCGUAUCUAUGUCACUGCUAAGGAGCAUGCCCAGCAGAUCCAGAUGUUACAACGAGCAGGAGCUACCCCGGAAAGCAGGCCCCAGCCAGCUGACCAGCACAGCACACACCGCAUGCGGACAGAGACCAAGGCAGCCAAGACUUUAUGCGUCAUCAUGGGCUGCUUCUGUUUCUGCUGGGCCCCCUUCUUUGUCACCAAUGUCGUGGACCCAUUCAUAGACUACACUGUCCCUGAGCAGGUGUGGACUGCCUUCCUCUGGCUUGGCUACAUCAAUUCAGGGUUGAACCCCUUUCUCUAUGCCUUCUUGAAUAAGUCUUUCAGACGUGCCUUCCUCAUCAUUCUCUGCUGUGAUGAUGAACGCUACAGAAGACCCUCCAUUCUGGGCCAGACUGUCCCCUGUUCAACCACAACCAUUAAUGGAUCCACACAUGUGCUAAGGGAUGCAGUGGAAGGUGGUGGCCAGUGGGAGAGUCGGUGCCACCUGACAGCAACUUCUCCUUUGGUGGCUGCUCAGUCCAGUGAUACUUAGGCCCCUGGGACAGUGACCUAGAAGACAGCUGUGGCUCGAAAAGAGGCCAGUCCUAAGCUGCUACCCAUGUGUAUGUGGCUGUUCCUGGCACUCUGUUCUCCAAGGCUUUCCAUCAGCAUGCAGCAACGCGCCCAGGACUUUUCCGCCAGGAUUGCAGCAGGUGGUGUGUGAGGGAGUCAGGGGAGAGAAGGGCUUCCUUGUUCGUUUUCCACUUCUCAACGUUUCCUCUUCCUGGAGUCUGCCCUCUUGUUUGAUGGUCUCUGAAGUUCAUGGCCUAGUCCCCUUGUUGUUUCCAGUCUGUCUCGUAAGCAUUCACUGUGUUUGAUUUUCAGUUUCUAAAUAAACCUUCUUUGAGGUGUCUUCUCACAGAUACUGUCAAAAUAUGUGCCUGUCUUGGCCACAUCUCUUGCCUGGUCACAUCUACCAUGGCUGUGAUCAAAAUCUCCACUAUCCUUUCUUUAUGCCUUCCUUUGUGCUGGGCACUUGUACACUUUCUUUCUUGUGUCUAGGUGUAGGCACACUGAGCUCCGCUUUCUUUCUUUCUGUGUUCAAUGUCAGUGUUCCGUUUAGGCCAGUCUUUGUUCAUUUGCCGCUGGAGACACAGAAUCGAGAUCUGUCAGUGGACAACAGUCUCUGCAUGAACCCUGCAGGGAAGUCAAAGAUGAUUUU
Microtus oregoni (creeping vole) is the source of this 2138-nucleotide messenger RNA. RefSeq names its product 5-hydroxytryptamine receptor 4. Gene Ontology annotation, molecular function: G protein-coupled serotonin receptor activity. The coding region runs from base 303 to 1469 and encodes 388 amino acids. The record is from RefSeq and is a predicted model, not a curated record. Gene Ontology annotation, biological process: chemical synaptic transmission; regulation of appetite; adenylate cyclase-activating adrenergic receptor signaling pathway. The transcript is spliced from 7 exons. Gene Ontology annotation, cellular component: plasma membrane. NCBI's taxonomy places the organism in Eukaryota, Metazoa, Chordata, Mammalia, Rodentia, Cricetidae.